AUUAUUUCUCCGCCUACAAGUCCACGUGAUGUAACAUGUUGUAAUGUACUCUCUUCGUUCAAUGUCAAGAGCCCGUGCUGCUCCUAGUAGUACGAGUAAAAGACCAAAGGAGACCCAAAAGGAUGAAGAAGAGGAGGAGGAAGAUGAUAACAAAGUGGUAAAGACCGUUAUUAGGAAAAAGAGAGUCAGUGAUCCUCCUCCUGUGAAGAGAGAAAAGCCAGAAGAGAGACACACGGGUGGUCAGAUAAGGGAAGCUGGUUUGCCUUAUUGGGAGCCUCUCAAUUGGAGAGAGCAGUUUGAGAAUAUUAAGAUAAUGAGGUCCUCUCGUGAUGCACCAGUGGAUGACGUAGGAGCAGCUUCACUCCCGGAAUCUAAACUACCUCAUGUAAAACGUUUUGAGGUUCUUGUGUCUCUUAUGCUUUCCAGUCAGACUAAGGAUGGUGUCACAGCUAAAGCAAUGUCUAAUCUCCAAGAGUACGGGCUCACCAUUGAAGGAUUGAUAGACAUCAAGCAAGACAAACUGGAACAGCUUAUAUUUCCAGUCGGAUUCUACAGAAGAAAAGCACAAUAUCUAAAGAAGACUGCUCAGAUUUUAAAGGAAAAGCAUAACGGUGAUAUACCGGAGUCUCUUGAAGGACUUAUGGCACUCCCUGGCGUUGGACCAAAGAUGGCUCACCUAUGUAUGGACAUAGCAUGGGGAAAUGUGACUGGAAUUGGUGUAGAUACACACGUACACAGAAUUGCAAAUCGUUUGAAGUGGGUCAAAAAACCAACCAAGACCCCGGAGGAUACAAGAAAGGGACUGGAGGAGUGGCUGCCUCAGUCUGAAUGGAGCUCUGCUAAUUUGCUUCUGGUCGGUUUUGGUCAACAGAUUUGUCUCCCACUACGCCCGAAAUGCAGUGAAUGUCUAAACAAGUCGAUAUGUCCUUCAAGUCUCUCUAAAAAAUAAUCAUGUUAACUGCUCAUCAGUAAUAACCAAUUAUUGCUUAAUACCAAUUAUGACACUAGCCAUGCAUUAUUUCUACAUAGAUAAAAAGUAAUCAUUUGUAAAAAGUAAUCAUUAUUA
Molecule: messenger RNA, 1066 nt
Organism: Amphimedon queenslandica
Lineage: Eukaryota; Metazoa; Porifera; Demospongiae; Haplosclerida; Niphatidae
Product: endonuclease III-like protein 1
Exons: 7
Coding region: 44-949 (301 amino acids)
Biological process (GO): base-excision repair, AP site formation; base-excision repair; nucleotide-excision repair
Cellular component (GO): nucleus
Molecular function (GO): DNA binding; 4 iron, 4 sulfur cluster binding; oxidized pyrimidine nucleobase lesion DNA N-glycosylase activity
Source: RefSeq, a predicted model, not a curated record